AAAGAGACUGAUAGUUUUGCAGUGUUGGUUCCCUUUCAACCGAAAAAAAGAAGAUAGUUUUGCAAUGUGAAUAGAUAAUAUAUUUACAGAGCAAUUAUUUAUUCCCGAGUAAAUUGGCAUUUCGAGACUGAAGCGAAGAAAACUCUCGUAAGCAAUCCUGCAAUGGACACUGUAGCAACUCAAUUGAAGCUCGCCCUUUUAGCCAUAUCUUUGCUUUUCUUGCCUUUUCUUCAAGCCACUGAUUUCAAAUAUUGCGAUAAUGGAGGUAAUUAUGUUGUGAAAGUCAAUGGAAUCGAUAUAUCACCUAAUCCAGUGGUUAGUGGCAAGCCAGCCACCUUUUCCAUCUCAGCUUCUACUGGUCAAGCAAUCUCUGGAGGCAAAGCGGUGAUUGAUGUUUCCUACUUUGGGUUUCAUAUCCAUCAAGAAACGCAUCCACUUUGUGAGGAAACAUCCUGUCCUAUUGCAGUUGGCAACUUUGUACUCUCUCACAAUCAAGUUUUACCUGGAUUUACUCCACCGGGUUCCUACACGCUUAAGAUGACAUUAACGGGUGAUGGAAUUCCACAAUUAACUUGCAUUUCGUUCGAUUUCAAAAUUGGUUUCGGUGCGUCUGGAUUUUCAAUCUCCGAUGCCUAACCCACCAAGAACAUGGGUAUAUGAGUGUUGGCAUGAAUGUAGGGGGAUGUUUGCUUAUUUUAGCUAUGGACAGAUCUCAAGUUGUGAACAUCUUUGUACUUUUACCGGUCUAAUAACUACUAGGCUCUAUCAAGGAAAAAGAAGCAGGCAAUCAUUCCAUAUUAAA
This is a messenger RNA of Gossypium raimondii (Peruvian cotton), 802 nucleotides long. RefSeq lists its product as uncharacterized. Gene Ontology annotation, biological process: intracellular sterol transport. Gene Ontology annotation, molecular function: sterol binding. The record is from RefSeq and is a predicted model, not a curated record. Lineage: Eukaryota; Viridiplantae; Streptophyta; Magnoliopsida; Malvales; Malvaceae. The transcript is spliced from 3 exons. Bases 163 to 636 code for a protein of 157 amino acids.